This is a messenger RNA of Callithrix jacchus (white-tufted-ear marmoset), 1866 nucleotides long. It is a transcript of the gene PLA2G5, whose product is annotated as phospholipase A2 group V. Gene Ontology annotation, biological process: negative regulation of T cell proliferation; phospholipid metabolic process; lipid catabolic process. Gene Ontology annotation, molecular function: calcium ion binding; phospholipid binding. The record is from RefSeq and is a predicted model, not a curated record. NCBI's taxonomy places the organism in Eukaryota, Metazoa, Chordata, Mammalia, Primates, Cebidae.
GUUGCCUUCUACUUUAGCAUAAAAGGACGAAGGGCACUGUUGAUUAUCUGGCUGUUUCCUGUUGAAUUAGGGGCACCGUAAUCAGGUUUGGGGUUUUGAAGUAGUGGGUGUUUGACUUGAGAGUUGUUUUUCUGGAGGUGCUGAUACUGGACUUGGUGGAGGAAAAGGACCGUAUCAAUGUGUUUCUGGAUGAGUGCCUGAACAAGGGAGUUCAGCCUUUGGGAGGUUGAGUGGGAUGAUAUGAAGGUGAGUAUAUAUGGGCCAAUUGUUAGUGAAGAGGAGGAAGACUGGGGGCCCUGAGAAAGGGAUAAUCUGCUAUCGUGGUUUUGAGUGCAGCAGAGAUGUUCAGUCCUGAAAUGGUAAAGGUUCCCUUGUCCCCCUCACCGGGUGUGCAAUGGGAGUGUGACUCACUUCUUCAGUACCCUGCUGCUCAGACCUCUAGGGGAGUAUACAGAGGGGCAGGCUGUGGGGCUGUGACCCCACGGCAGUGUCUAGGGGUGAGUGUUUACAGCUGAGGCCCUAGUGGGUGUGUGUUAGAAUGUGCUCUUUUAGUUUAGCCAUCUGUAGGCCGCUUGUGUUAACCAGCUCAAUUAGAUCCUCUACCUGGUCACAAGGACAGAGGGCUUCCUGUAUCCUGGGUUCUUGUUUUGGCGUACCAGCAGAAUUGGAUUACACAUGGGCUUGGAGAAUGAGUGCAAGGUUUUAUUGAAUGGAAGUAGCUCUCAGAGCCAGAAGGGAGAUGGUUUUCCCCUGGAAUCCGGCCGCUCGGUGGCCCAGGCUCUCCUCUAACUGCCCCUGCCAAAUUCCACAUCUUUCUGCAGGUUGGUGGCCUGCCAGCAUGCCAGUGCCUGUUGGUGCAUUCCUCUCGAAUUCCAGCCGCACAUGUGUUCCUCCGCUGACAUGCUCCUCUCGACGUCCAGCUGCCUGUGUUCUUCCGCUGAUCGGCUCCUCAUGACGUCCAGCCACUUAACCCCAGAGAUGAAGGGCCUCCUCCCACUGGCUUGGUUCCUGGCUUGUAGUGUGCCUGCUGUGCAAGGGGGCUUGCUGGACCUAAAAUCCAUGAUCGAAAAGGUGACAGGGAAGAACGCCCUGAAGAACUAUGGUUUCUACGGCUGUUACUGUGGCUGGGGCGGCCAUGGGACCCCCAAGGAUGGCACUGAUUGGUGCUGUUGGGUGCAUGACCACUGCUAUGGGCGGCUGGAGGAGAAGGGCUGCAACAUUUGGACACAGUCCUACAAAUACAGAUUCGCGUGGGGCCUGGUCACCUGUGAGCCGGGGUCCUUCUGUCGUGUGCAGCUCUGUGCCUGUGACCGGAAGCUCGUCUACUGCCUCAAGAGAAACCUAUGGAGCUACAACCCGCGGUACCAGUACUUUCCCAACAUCCUCUGCUUCUAGGCAUCCCCAGCGAGCUCCUUCCAGACCAAGCAUUUGCUCUGUUCUUCUGCAACGCAGAGUUCCUAUUCUGCUGGGAUCCUGAGAGAGGCUCCUGCGUUGCAGACCUCAAUCCUUCCUGAAGCUUCGAGGACCCCCAGGGCCACGCCCUCCAGCGAGUCCUAGGAGAGUGACUCUAGUCACAGGACUUGGUAGAGCCCCAGGACCUCCACUUCUGAGGGCAGCCCCUCUGGUACCAAGAGCUCUCCCCCAACUCAGGGUUGGCUUGUCUCUCUUCUCUGAAGACAGCAUCCUGGCUCCAGCUGGAACACUUCCCUGAGAUGCACUUACUUCUCAGCUUCUGUGAGCAGAUUAUCACCACCACCCUCCAGAGAAUUUCUACACAAGAAGAGCCAAAUUGACUCUCUAAAUCUGGUGCAUGGAUAUUAAAUAAAAUUCCUUUUUAAGGCUAAUAAAAACCACAUUGGCAUUUUC